CACAAGACGUGCGUUGUGACCAAAAUCCCAAAUCAAAUAUAAUUCAAAAUUGAAAGAGAAUUUUGCACGUGUUCAAUGAACCUGAAUCAUUUAUAAAAAGUUAAAAGUAACGAAUUAUAAUAUCUUUAUAUUAACUUUUUUAACUCCGUUUAAGAUUGUACAUUGUUUCUCAAUAGCUAAUCCGUGAUAAGAUACAAGUGAUUGUAGAAUAGUUACCUAGUCGCUAAAAUGUUUCAUAGUGUGCUGCGGUAUAGAAAUCAGAUUUUAAUUACUAUAUGUGGGUAUGUUGGUCAUCUGCUCUGUGGCUAUGGAAUCAGUUGGACGGCGCCGAUCAUUCCGAAAUUGGAGAACCCUGACGAAUCUCCAUUAUCAAGACCACUUUCCGACAUAGAAAUGUCUUUGUUGGCAUCUGUAUUAUAUAUUGCUGGGUUACCGGCUGUGCUGUCGAUGAGCUGGUUCUCCAACUACAAAGGCCGAAAAGCAAGUUAUGUUCUCUCGGCAAUUUUUUACAUCAUCGGUUUCGCCAUGUUGGGGUCAGCUACGAACUUCACGAUGAUGUUCAUUGCUAGAAUCAUCAACACAUUUGGAUUUAGCAUAGCAAAUAUGAUAAACACCAUUUAUAUUGGAGAAAUAGCAUCAAGCAACAUUCGAGGGAUCUUCCUGACGGGGCUUGGCGUUAUACAAACAUUGGGAUCCCUAAUAUUAUUCAGUGUUGGACCUUUCGUUUCCUACAGUAUGGUCUCAUAUAUUGGUGUUGCUAUAUCUGUAGUAUAUUUCCUGGCAGUUCUCUGCAUACCCGAAUCUCCUGUAUAUCUCGCUUUGAAAGAUGAAGACAAAAAAUUAAGCCAAGUCCUUCAAAUACUUGGUAGAGAAUCCGAAAUAAAAAACAUAAUGGAAUUAAAGAAUACUCAAGCCAAAACAAACAAUUUAGAAGAUUGGAAAGAAUUGUUUACAAUUAAAUGCAACAGAAAAGCAUUAUUUAUUACUGUAACUAUAAGCGUAUUGAACUAUUUAAGUGGUAUGUUAGUGGUUGUUUUUUUUUCGACAUCGAUUUUCAAAAUGGCGGAUUCAUCGGUCCCGCCAAGUUUAGCUACUAUUAUCAUUGGAUGUACUCAAUUGGUGGGGAGUAUUAUUGCUCCAUUCUGUGUGGAAAUAUCUGGAAGGCGAAUUUUGCUAUUGGUUUCAACAGGUGUAUGCUGUGUUAGUAUGGUAAGUGCGAGUUUUAUUAAUUUAUUAAAGAACACCAGUAUAUGUAAUACAUUUCCUACAGUAUAAG
Pieris napi is the source of this 1276-nucleotide messenger RNA. Its product is annotated as facilitated trehalose transporter Tret1-like. Gene Ontology annotation, cellular component: membrane. The transcript is spliced from 5 exons. Gene Ontology annotation, biological process: transmembrane transport. Gene Ontology annotation, molecular function: transmembrane transporter activity. NCBI's taxonomy places the organism in Eukaryota, Metazoa, Arthropoda, Insecta, Lepidoptera, Pieridae. The record is from RefSeq and is a predicted model, not a curated record. Bases 229 to 1275 code for a protein of 348 amino acids.